Molecule: messenger RNA, 2336 nt
Organism: Papaver somniferum (opium poppy)
Lineage: Eukaryota; Viridiplantae; Streptophyta; Magnoliopsida; Ranunculales; Papaveraceae
Product: probable alkaline/neutral invertase D
Exons: 5
Coding region: 371-2047 (558 amino acids)
Biological process (GO): sucrose catabolic process
Molecular function (GO): endo-alpha-N-acetylgalactosaminidase activity; sucrose alpha-glucosidase activity
Source: RefSeq, a predicted model, not a curated record
CCUUCCUCGUGUUAUAACCGAUGAUAAUUGAUAAAUAACCCAGUGAAACUCUUCUUCCACCAGCUUGAUGUACUUUUUGUUUCUUCUUUCAAAGAAAGGGAAUCUUCUACUGUAACCUCCUUCAACUAUUUAUACCACUUUCUGAACUCAUGCUCACUUUUUCCUUUCUUUCUCUCUCUUAAACAACAAACAUUAGUGUGAUUUCCGGCUAACUCAUCGGGAUCUUACCGUUGAUUCCACCGGAAUAACCAUUCUUCUCUUAUUUCAACAAGAUCCCUGUUAAGCUCUACUUCGGAUAGGAGGAGGAGCAGUAAAGAGAAGAGUAGUGAUUUAGAGAGAGAGAGAAAGAGUAGGGGGAGAGAGGAGAGGUAUGGAUGGAAAUAAGGAUUACAAUUUGAGUAGCUUAAGAAGUGUAAAUUCACACUGUUCGGCUUCCGAAAUCGAUGAUUAUGAUUUCUCAAAGCUUCUUGAUAAACCAAGACCAUUGAACAUUGAAAGAAAGAGAUCAUUUGAUGAGAGGUCUCUUAGUGAAUUGUCUAUUGGACUUAGUAGAGGACUAGACCUUGAAACAUGUUCUCCUGGUGCACGUUCUGCUUUCGACACCCCCGCAUCCUCGGCUCGCAAUUCAUUUGAGCCUCAUCCGAUGGUUUCUGAAGCUUGGGAUGCUCUCAGGCGAUCAUUGGUUUUCUUCCGGGGUCAACCGGUUGGAACAAUUGCUGCUUAUGAUCACCAAUCAGAGGAAGUUCUCAACUAUGAUCAGGUCUUCGUUCGUGAUUUUGUGCCGAGUGCUCUGGCCUUCUUAAUGAAUGGUGAGCCAGAAAUAGUAAAGAAUUUCUUAUUAAAGACUCUUCACCUUCAAGGAUGGGAGAAAAGAAUUGAUCGGUUUAAGCUUGGAGAAGGUGCGAUGCCGGCGAGUUUUAAAGUUCUCCAUGAUCCUAUUAGGAAAACAGAUACUUUAAUCGCAGAUUUUGGUGAGAGUGCAAUUGGAAGAGUUGCUCCUGUUGAUUCUGGUUUUUGGUGGAUUAUUCUGCUUCGUGCAUAUACAAAGUCCACUGGGGAUAUGUCUUUGGCAGAAACAGAUGAGUGUCAGAAGGGUAUGAGGCUUAUACUUGCUUUGUGUUUGUCAGAGGGAUUUGACACGUUUCCAACCUUGCUCUGCGCAGAUGGAUGCUCCAUGAUUGAUCGGAGAAUGGGAAUUUAUGGUUAUCCUAUCGAAAUUCAAGCGCUCUUCUUCAUGGCCUUGAGGUGUGCGUUGACCUUGCUUAAACAUGAUGCAGAAGGAAAAGAAAUGGUGGAGCGAAUUGUGAAGCGUUUGCAUGCUUUAAGUUUUCACAUGCGUAGUUACUUCUGGCUUGAUUUCCAGCAGCUUAAUGACAUAUAUCGUUACAAAACUGAGGAGUAUUCUCACACAGCAGUUAACAAAUUUAAUGUUAUCCCCGAUUCAAUUCCAGAGUGGGUGUUUGAUUUUAUGCCAACUCGUGGUGGAUAUUUUAUUGGAAAUGUGAGUCCUGCUAGGAUGGAUUUCCGUUGGUUUGUCCUAGGUAACUGUGUUGCCAUUUUAUCUUCUCUUGCAACUCCUGAGCAGUCCAUGGCAAUAAUGGAUCUUAUUGAAGAGCGCUGGGAAGAGCUGGUUGGCGAGAUGCCUCUAAAAAUAUGCUAUCCAGCUAUUGAGAGCCAUGAAUGGAGGAUAGUAACAGGUUGCGAUCCCAAGAAUACCAGAUGGAGUUACCACAAUGGUGGAUCAUGGCCAGUGCUUUUGUGGAUGUUAACGGCUGCAUGUAUCAAAACGGGAAGGCCUCAAAUUGCCAGACGAGCGAUUGAUCUAACUGAGAGUCGAAUGGCUAAAGAUGGUUGGCCAGAAUAUUAUGACGGGAAACUCGGAAGAUAUGUUGGAAAACAAGCAAGGAAGAUGCAGACAUGGUCUAUUGCUGGAUAUUUGGUGGCAAAAAUGAUGUUGGAAGAUCCAUCUCAUUUGGGUAUGGUUUCUUUAGAAGAAGACAAACAGAUGAAGCCAGUGCUUAAGAGAUCAAGCUCAUGGACUUGCUGAGAGGAAAAAAGGAAGAUAACUGGAAAGAAAUGAGAGGAAAAGAAAGAGAGAAAAUAGGAAGGCAGAAAAAAAAAAGUGUGAGAUGUUUGUUAGUUUUAAGUUUAAUUAGUCUUACACAAAUAUUCUUUCGCAAUUUCUAUUUUUGUAGGGGUUGGUUUGAAAAAAACUGGUUUUUGUGUAGAAUAACAUCUUCUGUGACAGGCAUCUCGCUUUUCAUAUACGAAAGAUUUGAUGAAUGUUGUUUACUUCAGACGUAGUAAUUCUCAUUUAGAAGAGGCUGAAGUAGUUU